AUGCGUCAGUACCUACAGCAACUACUCCUCGGUGACCAAAUUAUCCAGGAGGAUAAUUUAGCAAUAUGUCAACAUCUAUUCGCUAAAGGUUACAAUGGUACAGCGGCUGAAAUUAUGAAGGGUGGUUUCUUAGCCUUAUAUGAUGGUUCGAAAUUUUCAUGUCGAGAACAACAGUUCGUUGAACUGCUACCAAAAACAGGUGGGACAUCAGUUCGCAUUCCUCACCCAACAAUUGAUCAAUUUCCAUCACUGAGCAUUGUUCGAGUAUUAUGGUUAUCUAAUUCGAAAAUUUUUAAAAGUAGACAUACCUUAGAUGGAAGAUGGACUGUUAUAAGUGAAGUGUAUGGUGUUUCCAUCAAACAUAUUCCUCUCAAGUCAUCAAAAUCAGGCAGUAUUCCUAAAGAGAUGUCCGGGGUCGGAAAUAAUGAUGAUUUUUAUGGAUUUUUAAUUAGUUAUCAUAUUAAUAAGACAAUGGAUCAGGAUCAGAUCCAACUAGGUGUAUGGGAUGAUGAAGAGGGAUGGAAACUAAUCGAAGAGACGAAUUGUUUGUUGCGAAGAGUGGGACCAAAUAAUAUUCUUUUUGCUUGUUCCCGAGUGUUUUUUACCAAGAAUGUAAACGAAAAUAUCAAAUAUUUUGCAGCAAUGCAGAAUACAUCUUGUUGUGAAGAAUUAAUUACUGCAACAAGAAAACCAGUGAAAUUAACAUGGUAUAUAUGUGCAUCAUCCGGUUUUUUGGCUUCAGUAAUGCUUUUGACCGUUAUUAUUAACGUGUACUUACUCUGUGCAUCCACCCAUUGUUCACAAAGGAGUCAACAAGUGAUUGUUAAUAUGUGCGCUUGUAUAUUUGUUCUAUGUGCACUAUAUUCAUUCUCCCAUAACGGAAUUCUUGAUCCAGAAACAUGUCGAGCAAUUACUGUCGCUCAGCAUUUCUUUUUUCUUACUGUUUAUUUUUGGAUUAUGCAAGCUUUUAAAUUGUUACGAGAAAAACUCAGCAAGAUUGUAGGAUAUUACAGUCGAAGCAAAGAUGAUGAAAAACUCUACACCGAAGGUGAAAAGGUAGCAUUAUAUGGAGCAAUUAUGGAGAUGUACUUCAUUGCGUAUGGUAUUCCUCUGAUUGCCAUGUCAACUGUGUUAGCUACCAAUACCUUAUCACGCAACGGGUCACCAAAAUUCUGCUUUCCUUCAUCAACGAUGCAUAUUAAAAUAUUUGCGUACGCCAUUUACGUACCUUUGUUUAUUUGCGCCAUCUUUAUAUUGGGGAUCAUUGCCAUCAUUUUACGUUUACUUAUCACAGCAAGACGAUUAUCUGUUGAAACCAUAUCUCAACAAUAUAUAGACAACAAAAGUUCUGAAGGAAACAUCUCACUAACUAGAAAUGGAACUACAUCUGCUGAUUUGAGUAAAAAGGCAAGCGCUGCAACAACACAACUCCUAUGGUUGUUAUUAAUAGCAGUACUGUAUUCAUUGGACUGCUAUGCGGCAGCCACUCAUAUUAACCAAUUAAAUAACUCGGGACUUACCGCAACACAGAACUCAUACUUCAAUGCAUUAUUUAAUAUAUUACUCGCUCUUUCCAUUCUUUACCCGUUCACGCUUGAAUCGAUAUGUACGAUACUACACAAAACUCGUAAUUCAAGUUGUUCCGUAUGCAUUACAAAGCCAUUCAUUAAUGCACCAUACAACUACAAGGAACAUAUUGUGCCUCAGGUACAAAUAGGAUCGACCGCUGGGUGUUUUGUUGAAGAAGAAUGGGUAUAA
This is a messenger RNA of Cercopithifilaria johnstoni, 1758 nucleotides long. The record is from the annotation of a GenBank genome assembly. NCBI's taxonomy places the organism in Eukaryota, Metazoa, Nematoda, Chromadorea, Rhabditida, Onchocercidae.